AUGUGGCAGGAUCCAAUGAAGGAUUCUUUGAUACUGGAUUGCCCCACAGAUCCAGUAUCACAAAAUUUUAACCCAUAUGAAGUACUAGAACCACAGAAAGUUGAUUUAAAAGAUAGAAUCCUUGUUGAUUUAACACCAGUAGAAGAAAAACAACCUGAUGCCAAGCUAGAAAUGGGGUCUUUCUUAGAUACUAUUACUAAAACUGACUACAAUUUAGUAGAUUUGUAUCAAAAUAUCUAUGUUACACCACAACAUUUACAAAAAACACCAACUCAAAUUGACAAAAAUUCACUUAUUGAUUUUGGCAAUUACGUAGACAAACAGGAAGUUAAAAAUAUAGAAAAUAAUAAUGUUACAGCUGUUAGUCUAGAUAAAACUGACAAACCCAGCUUUGAUGAAUUCAUUCACCAAACAGUACCAUCCCAUUCCACAACUGAUGUAAAUGAAACAACAGAAGAAAAUGCAAUCAAAAAUAAUUUAGAUGCAACAAUUGAUGCUCUAUACAGAUCAUGUAUAACUAAAUUAGACACAAGCAUUCCAGAAAAUUCAGAAUUUUCUUUGUUCAACAACUUUAAAUGUUCAACUUUAAAGAAUGAUCCACCCAUAGAAACAGAAACACCAAAAGCUGCAAAAGGAGGUACUUCAGAUUUUAAAAAGGAUUAUUUCUACAUGACAAAUCAAACAAAAGACCAUUCAAAAGAUAUUUCACAUCAAAAUAAUUUAACAGAUUGUCCAGGUGUGAAAAGUGACCCGAGUCACUUACAACUCACUGAUAGCAUGAGAAGAAACAUAUUAGAUGAAGUUAAAAGAGAAGAAAUUCCAAUAAAAUGCAAAUGUUAUUAUGCCAAAAAUAUUUUAAACCUCAAUAAAUCAAUGGAUGCAUCUUUCAUUAAUCCAUUUGAUAACAAUCUUCCAGUCACUCAUUCAAAGGAUCUUAAAAAACCCAAAGCACUCAGUAUGCUAUCUAACAAUCAAUUUACCCAAAUAAAAUCAGGGCAAUUACUACAAACUGUUGUCAAAGAUCAAAAACUAUAUGCUAAACAGAUGAAAUUAAAAGAAAACAAUCAAAACCUAACAAAAGGUCCUGAUAUUUACGAAAAGUCAAUUAUUUUGCCGCAAAUCAUGGAGCGCUUGGCGGCAAGAAAAAAAAUAUUAGAUGAUCAGAGAGAUUGGAAAAGGCGACUUGUUUUGGACAGUGGAAAUUCUAAAAUUAAUGAGGACAUUCCUUGUGUUAAAACGGAAAUUCUUAUGGCAGAUUGUAAUAAGGAACGCCUCGCUAAUUUAAAAAUAAGGACAUCUUUUGAAAACUUUAUCAAAACUGGCUCACCUAAAUAA
This is a messenger RNA of Pieris macdunnoughi, 1335 nucleotides long. Lineage: Eukaryota; Metazoa; Arthropoda; Insecta; Lepidoptera; Pieridae. The record is from the annotation of a GenBank genome assembly.